Spinacia oleracea (spinach) is the source of this 1062-nucleotide messenger RNA. RefSeq lists its product as uncharacterized. Gene Ontology annotation, molecular function: DNA helicase activity. The transcript has a single exon. Lineage: Eukaryota; Viridiplantae; Streptophyta; Magnoliopsida; Caryophyllales; Amaranthaceae. The record is from RefSeq and is a predicted model, not a curated record. The coding region runs from base 1 to 1062 and encodes 353 amino acids. Gene Ontology annotation, biological process: DNA repair; telomere maintenance.
AUGACACACAGAUAUCAAUUUGAAGUUGUUGAUCGGUCACUCAAGGAUUUAAUGGGGAACGACUUGCCGUUUGGGGGGAAAAUUAUUGUGUUCGGUGGUGAUUUCAGACAGGUUUUACCGGUGGUUCGAAAUGGAACUAAAGCUCAAAUGAUUGACGUAUCUUUUGUCAAGUCCCCUAUGUGGAGACACAUUCGUAUUUUGCGUUUGAGAGAAAAUAUGAGAUCACGAGAUGAUAACGGCUUUGCUAAUUUCUUACUCUCAGUUGGGAACGGUAAUGAACCUACUGUUUCAGAUCAGAUGAUAAGGUUACCAACUGGCAUGAUUAUACCAACAGUGGCAGAUAGUUCGAUCGAGGCUUUGAUCGACCAAGUCUUUCCGAGUUUAAGUGAGCACGUUGGUGAUGGAAAUUUUAUAGUUGAAAGGGCAAUCAUCAGACCCCUAAACGAAGACGCUGAUAGGAUAAAUAAUAAGGUUGUCGAAAAGUUUCUCGGAGAAGGAAAAACGUACUAUUCGUUUGACUCUGUUCCUGAAGAUAAGAGAAAUUUGUAUCAACAAGAGUUUUUGAAUUCGAUUUCUGCGUCGGGAUUGCCUCCUCAUGCUCUCACCCUGAAACCUGGGGUACCUUUAAUGCUUUUGAGAAAUAUUGAUCCUAAACAUGGUCUUUGCAAUGGAACACGGUUUCUUUGCCAUUCAUUAAAGGACAAUUUCAUUGAUGCUGAGAUAUUAACCGGACAUUCUAGGGGAAACAGAGUGUUUUUGCCAAGAAUUCCCUUGAAAACCGCUGAAGAUAUAAAAUUGCCAUUCGAGAUGGUCAGAAAGCAAUUUCCUGUGAAGUUGAGUUUUGCCUUGACUAUCAACAAGUCUCAGGGACAAACUAUUCCACAUGUUGGCAUAUACCUCCCUGAUCAUGUAUUUAGCCACGGACAGCUAUAUGUGGCAUUAUCACGAGGAAUUUCAGAGAACACAACAAAGAUUGUGGUAGAAAAGGGAAAGGUUCAAGGUUGUGAAGGCAUAUUCACUAAAAAUAUUGUGUACAAAGAAGUUUUGUUGUCUUAUGAUUAG